Molecule: messenger RNA, 2256 nt
Organism: Penicillium lagena
Lineage: Eukaryota; Fungi; Ascomycota; Eurotiomycetes; Eurotiales; Aspergillaceae
Product: putative DUF21 and CBS domain protein (Mam3)
Exons: 1
Coding region: 1-2256 (751 amino acids)
Biological process (GO): magnesium ion homeostasis
Cellular component (GO): intracellular membrane-bounded organelle
Source: RefSeq, a predicted model, not a curated record
AUGACUCCCCUCUCAACCCCUUACCUGGCCGCCCGGCCCGUCGUGCUGAGCCUGGCAAAGCUUCUUUUUCUUUUUCUCGCCCACAUUCCUCUGAUCUCCUCAGCUCCCGUUUCCGUCACCCCGCCUUUCUCCUCCCUCUUCGCCCGCGAUGCGGAACCUCCAAUUGAUCCCAACGACCCGAGUCUGUGGUUGUUUCUGGGUAUUUCAGCUGCCCUUGUCCUGAGCGGCGGAGCUUUUGCGGGUCUUACAAUUGCCCUCAUGGGCCAAGAUGAAAUCUACCUGCAAGUCAUCAAAACCUCUGGAGAGGGAUCUGAGAAAAAGAACGCUGAGAGCGUUCUGAAACUAUUGAAACAUGGAAAGCAUUGGGUUCUCGUGACUUUGCUGCUGAGCAAUGUCAUCACAAACGAGACUUUACCCAUUGUCCUCGACCGAUCACUGGGUGGUGGUUGGCCCGCAGUGCUGGGGAGCACGGCGUUGAUCGUUAUCUUCGGCGAAGUCGUCCCUCAGUCGAUUUGUGUCCGUUAUGGGCUCCCGAUCGGCGCGUGGAUGGCACCCUGUGUGUUGGUUCUGAUGUACAUCAUGUCGCCCGUUGCAUGGCCUAUUGCCAAGCUGCUCGACAAGCUUCUCGGAGAAGAUCACGGUACGAUCUACAAAAAGGCCGGAUUAAAAACCCUCGUUACCCUCCACAAAACCCUCGGAGAGGCCGGCGAACAACUCAACUCGGACGAAGUCACAAUCAUCAGUGCGGUGCUGGACCUCAAAGAAAAAUCGGUGGGAACAAUCAUGACGCCCAUGGAGGAUGUCUUCACCAUGUCUGCCGACACCGUUCUCGAUGAAGCGACCAUGGACCUCAUCCUCUCGCAAGGAUACUCUCGAAUCCCCAUCCAUGCACCCGACAACCCAAUGGAUUUCGUUGGUAUGCUUCUUGUGAAGAUGCUGAUCACUUACGACCCGGAGGAUUGCCGGCUUGUCCGCGAGUUUGCCUUGGCCACGCUUCCUGAAACCCGUCCUGAAACCAGCUGCCUGGAUAUCGUGAAUUUCUUCCAGGAAGGAAAAUCCCACAUGGUUCUUGUCUCUCAAUACCCUAGCGAGGAUCGUGGUGUUCUUGGUGUCGUUACACUUGAGGAUGUCAUUGAAGAACUGAUCGGUGAAGAGAUCAUUGACGAAUCUGACGUUUUCAUUGAUGUUCACAAAGCUAUUCGGCGGAUGGCACCUGCUCCCAGGGCUCGUGUUCCCAAGGGCAAGAUCGUCGAAGAGCCUCCCAUCACUGCUCGUUCGCUUACCGAGGACGAGCUGGUUGACCUGGAACGCACCGAUCCUCUCGCUCGCAAGAAAUCCGAACCUAUUCGACGUCGCAGUUCUGUCGAAGCGCCGCCCACACGGUUCCAAUUGCGCAUACCUGACAGCAACGCCACCUCAACUGAUGGUUGGGUCACUCAACGCGGUACCACUGACGAGAUUCGAGAGCAUUUGAAACAUCUUGGCCCUUCAAACCUUGCCAGUCGACCUCGACAAACCCGUUACUCUGCGGUCAAGAUCAAGCGCAGGAACACCUCUCCCACUCGAUCGGCACAGACCGAUUUUGAAUCUGGACAAAGCACAACCGAUUCACAAUCGCAUCAAGCGAUGCCUUCUGGCUACACAGGCGGCAUCGGGGCUGGCCUUACCUCUGCAGGACCUGAUGCCAAAGACGGAGCUCAUGCAUUGAAAGUUGGGUACGGUACGAUGUCCCAACAGGACCAAGUCACCAAGUCCACGAAUGCCCAGCAGUACAAAGACCUUCCUCAAAUCUCGAUCCCUGAAUCUGUUCAUGAAGAGCGCGAAGACCAGACGCGCACAGAAUCUACCCGACAAGGAAGUAGACAGGCGAGUACAUCGAACAGCACCCGGUCAUCCAACUCCACUGGCGAGAAAUCGAUGCCUCAUUCCCCUUACCCUCACCGUGGGCCGACCCGAAGCGGCAGCAUCACUGAACAGAUCGUCGAUGUCAACGGAAUCCGCAAAGUCGUCCUUCACGCUGCCCCAUGCUCGUCAUCGGACGGAGAGCUGCAACCCCAUGAACCCACCCAUUCUCACUCCCAUUUAUCUUACAAGGAUGCACUGGCUAUUGAAACAGACGGAUCCAAGUCUGCAAACACAGUCAAAAGCUCACAGAAAAAGAAGCGUCGCAAGAAAAAGCGCGGCGACCACCAUGCCAAACAGCAGCUGGAUGGCGGCCCGGCAGAAGAUCAGCCUCUAUUACGACAAGACUCUUGA